CCUCUUGAGAGCUCCUCUCUCCUAGGGUUCGCUGGUAUCGUCUCUUCCACUCGGACUCGGCUCAUCCCUCCUUCACUGCCGCCAGUUCCAAGUUUUCCUCCACCGCCACCGUGCCUCUUCUUGUCACCCCCAUCGCUCUUCCUUGCUGCCGGUUCAUUCUCGUCACAAGGAAGGGGGAGCAGAGAGAGACACACUUGGUUUGGGGAGAUCGUCUCCCUCACGGUGGCAAAGCUGAAAAAAAAUGGGAGCAACCCAGGAGGCGGGAGCGAGCAACCUAAGGCCAUUAUUCCUCUGUUUUGAGUUUUUGGGUUACCGUCACCAUCGUCCUGGGCUAUUACUGUUACCACAGCUGUCAGAGGAUCUCCUCUGUGGGAUAGACAGAUGGAGCUAAACUCAGCACAGCAGAGAACUCAGAAGAUUCAACAAGUUCGGGCGUCUGGGUCUUGUUUGAAAGGUCAUUAGAAAAAAAAAAGAGAACUGAGCUCCACUCGCGAAGGCCACAUUAUCAUGGGGUUUUGGUAGCAGUCUACCCCUUCUACCCGAACUCCCAGUUACUACCGCCACACAGAAGGUUAUAGACCGGGCGAUGUCUAUUUUUAAACGACAAAGGGAAGUAGAAAACAGAGGAGUUUGAAAGUUCAAAAGAAAACUGCCUCUUCAGUUGCGACAGAAAGAAGGCACGACAAAGAUCAAGAUCGAAUUUCACUUACUGGAAUUCGACAAGUAUGGCUUUGAUACCAAUGUUGGAAAAAGGAUAACCAAAGCAGCGGAAACUUGAGCGAUCCUUCAGCCACGACUCAGCAGAAGCACCUGUGACAAAAUAGGAAAGGAAGAAGCAAGAGAGAAAUUGAUUUUGGGGGUUUGCUUCUGAGAGGCGCAGGUUGAUUAAAAAACUAUCAGCCAUUAGAUGAAUAGAUGCUGGGUUUUGUAGACCGCCUCUCAGGAUUUCCCCAAUCCCAGUUACGGUUAUGGCAUGGAGAUUUAUGUUACAAAGAAAAGGAUGGGGCUCAGGGCCACUACCCAACAUCUAGACCUACCAUUAUGGAGAAUAAUGCAGCUGUAUAUCCGGAAGGAUUCAUGGAUCGAGUCGAAAGGCGGGCACUCGUUGUGGAAUGGGCUCUGCAAAACGAAAUACUCUCCCAUCCGUCGGUUGCAUGUUUCCUGACUCAUAGUGGCUGGAACUCAACCAUGGAAGGGCUGUUCAAUGGGGUCCCCAUGUUGGGUUGGCCUUACUUUGCUGAUCAGUUUCUAAACCAGACCUGCAUAGUUGAUCUGUGGAAGGUGGGCUUGAAGUUAGUGAGGGAUGAGGAUGGUGUUGUUGGGAAAGAAGAAGUGAAAAAGAAAAUAGAGGAUUUGAUGAAUGAUGAAGGAAUCAGAGAGAGAGUUAGUGACAUGAAAGAGAAGGGAAAGAAGGCGGUGAUGGAAGGUGGUGCUUCCUUUGAUAAUAUCAAAGGAUUUGUGCUCACCAUAAAGAAGGAGGCAGGAAAUCAAGAUUGAUCAAGUUAAACUAUUGAACCUUUAAUUUGGUUCAACCAAUGAAUAAAUGUCACUUUCACGCUUAGAGGCUGUUUGGCAACAGA
Molecule: messenger RNA, 1580 nt
Organism: Nymphaea colorata (pocket water lily)
Lineage: Eukaryota; Viridiplantae; Streptophyta; Magnoliopsida; Nymphaeales; Nymphaeaceae
Product: UDP-glycosyltransferase 83A1-like
Exons: 3
Coding region: 916-1497 (193 amino acids)
Molecular function (GO): UDP-glycosyltransferase activity
Source: RefSeq, a predicted model, not a curated record